Molecule: messenger RNA, 1077 nt
Organism: Emiliania huxleyi CCMP1516
Lineage: Eukaryota; Haptophyta; Isochrysidales; Noelaerhabdaceae
Exons: 1
Coding region: 23-787 (254 amino acids)
Source: RefSeq, a predicted model, not a curated record
GCCAAUCCGACCCAAACCUACAAUGUCAGUCUCCUUCUCCUCCGCCGCAGCCUCUUCCUCCGCCGCAUCGUCGCGAGUCUGCACCAACCUUUUGGACCCGCUCUACCACCCGCUGGAGUACAUCAACCCCUUGGAGUGGCUCGAAUAUUGGUCCGACCGUCUUGGCGGGUGUGCCGACGCCGAGGAGACCCGCCACUUCGCUGCGCUCGAGCCGUACGUGGCGAGUAGCUCCGUAGAGCCGCCUCUUGUGGCCGCCAACGGGACACUCGCCGACGACCAGCUGGAUGUCGUGGUGAUGCGCUUCGCGACCGAGCAUGCCUACGCCCUCGCUGCCGCCUCUGCCGCCUUGCUCGCGCUGGCUAUUGCCUUGCGGUACCGCCAGGGCUCCUCGAGUGCAGCUGCGCGCGGCAUAGGGCUGAUCGACGCGCGGUCCGAGCGCUCGGACGGCCAGACGCCAAAGUUCAGGCUCCGCUGGAACAGCAAGAGCAACGCCUUCCAGUCGACGGCCUCAUCCGGCGACCUCGAGAGCCAGACGCCGCGCCCAAAGCCGCAGCAGCCCAAGCUCCCGCCGCCCCCUAAAGAGUGGGUUGUCAAGCAGCGCGCCGGCAGCCCGACGCGGCGCAUCGACUACUCGGUCCGACAGUCGGUGUUUCGCACCUCGCUUCGCGGCUCGCUCGUCCAAUCCAAGGUGGUCGCUCCCAUCUUGCCCGACGCCGUGGCGGCCACGCCGCGGAGCACGCACUUGCCGGUCAAAAACAAGCGGCAGUCGUUCAGCGAGAUCCUGUGAGGUUGCGCACUUCUGUGCAAGGAGCGCUAGAUCAGUCGACCGUCAGAUUAGAACCCCACAUGUCAGCCUCCUUGUGAGUCAGAAUCAUGAUCAGAAUCUAUGUGAGAGGGAAACGUGGAUCGCUCUCCACCGGCCACCGCCAAACGCCAUGACAUGUGUCUUAGCGCGCGCGCGGCGGCCUCUGGGCUCGGCCGUGACCCGUGCCUGUCAUGUGUGUGUGGACUGUCCCCAAGCAUUGCCAUCCUUGGGGAAACACGGCUUAUACGCGUAGAUAUUUCAUAUUACGCGCA